Messenger RNA from Xenia sp. Carnegie-2017, 951 nucleotides. RefSeq lists its product as uncharacterized. Bases 270 to 929 code for a protein of 219 amino acids. The record is from RefSeq and is a predicted model, not a curated record. NCBI's taxonomy places the organism in Eukaryota, Metazoa, Cnidaria, Anthozoa, Malacalcyonacea, Xeniidae. The transcript is spliced from 3 exons.
UUCAUGACAUUUGUUACAGUUUGAUUUAAAGUCAAUGAAAUACGAUGAAACCAAGUCGACUGUUCAUUUUACAAAGGAUUUUAAAGAAUCCAAAGAUGGAGAAGAUCUAAAUAAAAGGACGCAAAAAGGAUAUCAAAAUAAAAAGGAAAGAUGUGAAAAAGUUGAUCAAUGAGCUCGCAGCUGAAGCCAAGAAGGAAUCUUUUGAGAUUAUCAUAAGCGAAAAAGAAAAAUUUAAUUUCUUCAUUGCCAUUGGAUAUUUCAACGACGUUAUGAUCGAGUAUCCUAACGUAGAAAUUCCGGGUAUUGAAGGAAGUACCGAAGGAAAAUUGACUGUUCUUGGGACAGCUGAAGGCGUGAAAAACGUGAAGUUGAGAGUUUUUGAGGAUCUUGAUAAAAUACACGUUAUUAAAAUCGAGAUGAGUGAUCGACAAAUUGAUUUCUUAAAACGCACAGAAUGUAAGAUAGCCAACGAAGCAUUAAAAAAUGACAAGAUAAUGUUGAUUCUUAAAGAGGUUGAAGGCCAUGUUGGCGCUAAAGGUUUACAGCCUCAGUUGAUGUUCUUGAAGGAGCCUGGUAACGUCGAGGAAGAACGAGUUGUUGAAAUCAUAAAAUCGAAAACGUCAGAAAAGUUAGUAAAGAUUGAUGAAGAAACUGGAAAAUUUUUGGCAGAGUCCGACCGUUUAUCGAUGUUUAUAAAAGAGCAAUUGAAUAACAACAAGGUUUUAAUAUGCACUGAACUCGCGAAUCCAGAUAACAUCUGGAUUAUUUGUGAGGAAUCUAAGAUGAAGGAUGUCGAACAAGAUUUGAGAAAUUUAAUUGCCGAAAAUAAAAUUGACAACGGCGUCUUUAAACCAGUGAUAUCCGCAAAAGUUCGUUUCCUACAAGAACAUCGUUGGGAUCAUGAACAAAAUGCAGGAGUUGAAAAAUGAAGGAGUUGAUGUUGAAAAAACU